Molecule: messenger RNA, 926 nt
Organism: Ochlerotatus camptorhynchus
Lineage: Eukaryota; Metazoa; Arthropoda; Insecta; Diptera; Culicidae
Exons: 2
Coding region: 27-881 (284 amino acids)
Molecular function (GO): acyltransferase activity, transferring groups other than amino-acyl groups
Source: RefSeq, a predicted model, not a curated record
CAGUUUCACCAAAUCUCCAGAGCAGAAUGUACACUCGCGAUGAGCUCAAGCCUAUCUCGUGCGAUGACUGGCCGGAGCUAAGAGAUAUGUUCAAGCACGAGUGGCCCAAACACGAGAUCGCGUACAAUACCAUUCAGAACUACAUAAAUUGGGUGACAACUGAUCCGAAGAUAAGGCAGCUGCGGGUGUUUGGGUUGAACGACAGUUGGCGAGAAAAUGGAACCUACAUCAUUGUGGAUCGAUACCAGAUGUUCUUGCACAGCUUGGAGGAAUCGAAUGACUCAUUGAAACGGGCUCUCCAACUGAUCGAUUGGGAUUACAGUUACAUGAUCUGUAGUGCGCCCGACUCCAGUCGAUCGGUAUUGAAGGAUGUAUUCAAAUCGUUGAAUGUUGAUUUUCUAUGGGAAGCAACCAGCAUCAAGUACGAGCUACUAAAGGAAGAUUGCCUAAAGUUGGAAAUUGCGCUACCGGAAGGGCUGUAUCUGAAGAAACUCGAACUGAAACAUGCUUCCAUUGCCAACGAGCUUUGGCCGUACAGUUGCGAGGGGUCGGAAUUCUUCCUGAAACGAAUGGCAGCGUGGAAUACAUCGAUAGGACUGUUCAACGAAUCUGGUGAAAUGCUGGCGUGGAGUUUCUGUUGGCCAACGGGAGCCAUCGGUCCCCUGGAGGUGGCGAAAAAUCACCUCCGGAAGGGCUAUGGCAGUCUUAUUGCGAAAGCCAUCGCCAAGGAAGUGGCCAAAGUGGGGUUGAAUUGCUACGGAACGGUGGUUAGUACAAAUACGGUGUCGAAAGCCAUGUUCGAUAAACUUGGCUUCGUACCGGUGGAGGAUACCUACUAUGUUCGAACGCGUGCCAGAAAGCUGGUGGAGUAUGAUAAUUGAAAUUUUGGGAAUUUGACGGACAUCAGAUACACAUAUUAUCGUCUG